Arabidopsis thaliana (thale cress) is the source of this 1455-nucleotide messenger RNA. RefSeq names its product anaphase-promoting complex/cyclosome 11 (gene APC11). Bases 932 to 1204 code for a protein of 90 amino acids. Gene Ontology annotation, cellular component: anaphase-promoting complex; cytoplasm; nucleus. The transcript is spliced from 3 exons. NCBI's taxonomy places the organism in Eukaryota, Viridiplantae, Streptophyta, Magnoliopsida, Brassicales, Brassicaceae. Gene Ontology annotation, biological process: anaphase-promoting complex-dependent catabolic process; protein ubiquitination. Gene Ontology annotation, molecular function: ubiquitin protein ligase activity; zinc ion binding; cullin family protein binding. The record is from RefSeq and is marked reviewed.
CGUCUCUUUUUCUCCUUCGUUUCGUUUCGUCACGCUCUUUCCCAAGUCCGAUCCUCUCGCCAUUGCCAGCAAAAUUUCUUUCCCGGUUAAGAAUUUUUCUAUUUCGAUUUCAUCGUUCGGCUACACCAUCGAUCUUCACACUUAUUUUUUAGGUAUGUUCUUGUUGAUCUUGUUUUUCGGACUUUGUAAUGUGGUACCAGUUUUAGAUAAUUAGUUCUUGAUAAUUACGCUCAAAUUCCGUUGCUUGGCACUGAUUUAUUCUGCGUUCGGUACUGAUGAUCGUUCUUCAUUCUCAUUCCGAUGAUUCUGUGGAGUUCACUGAUCUAAGUUUGAUUUUGGCAUACCAGUUGUUCGAUUAAAUGCCUGAAAGAGAAAACAUUCAAUUCGUAAAUUUCAUAUUUUGUCUUUGUUUUGGUUUAUGAUAUUUUUAUCUAAUCUUAAGGCUUAACUUUCAAAUACGUCUUGUAUACGUGUUGCACAGAAGAGUUAUACCUUGAGUUUUUGUUUGUGUAGUCUUUUGUUAGUAGUCUCUAAUUUUACGAGUCUGUAACCAUCUUUAGGCUUAUAACAGGGUUUUUGAAACUGAUUGAAGGUUUUUAUUUAUCCAGGAGGAAGCUAUGAAAGUCAAGAUCUUGCGUAUCCUUUUGUUGCUUCAUCUCUUCUUAGCUUUUUUGGGGGAAAGUUUAUAUUAGGUUAAGUGAUAAAUCAUCCCAGGACUUUUGAUGGUGAUCAUCUGAUAUGAUAAUAAACAUCUUAAGUCUGUUUAUCGUGUAUUAGCUUUACCGAGUUAGAUUCCCAGCUUGAUGAUUCAUAAUAACUUUUUGCAUCUUCCAUUGGUUUAUUUAAUAGACUAGGUUUGUUCAAAAUGCCUGCAUUUCGCUUUGUUGCACAAGUAAAAGAAGAAAAACGAAAUUGUUGCUCUUGACUUUCUAUGCUACUUCUGUCCUGCAUACCCAAAAAAAAAACAGAAUGGCAUGCAGUUGCUUCAUGGACAUGGGAUGCUCAAGACGAAACAUGUGGGAUAUGUCGGAUGGCUUUUGAUGGUUGUUGUCCUGAUUGCAAACUUCCUGGAGAUGAUUGCCCUCUAAUUUGGGGAGCCUGCAACCACGCGUUUCAUCUUCACUGUAUAUUGAAAUGGGUGAAUUCGCAGACGAGCCAAGCUCAUUGCCCAAUGUGCAGAAGAGAAUGGCAGUUCAAAGAGUAAGCAAGUUAUGAGGAGGAUUAGUCUGCAGCUCUCGUCAUAGGGGAUGUUUUGGAAUGAUCUCGUGUAGUUGUAUUUGGACCGUUAGUGUUGAGUAUGAUCAUCUGCUGAAACGCAAGAUAGAGCUUUAGUAAUGUUUUUGAAGCUUGUCCUUGGUUUGAUUGCUUGGACAAAGUAGAGAUCAAGCAACUUUUUGUGAGCUUCAUCAUCUAUAUGGUCUUUGUUUGUAGUUAAUACUUUUUUUUUUUUUUUUG